UCAAUUUAUGUUUUCGAAAACAAAGCCAAUCGCCAUCAACCGCUACAAAACAAAUGAAAAGACAAAUUAUUGUAUUCAAAGUUUAGGGAAGUUCAUCACUUUAAUCAGAAUUAGGGCCAAAAGGAUAGUCUACAGGAUAAACCAAACACUCCACAGCAAUUUGGGAAAUAACGUGUAAGACUACUGAGAUUUCCAAGAAACUCAAAUUGGUGCAAACCCAAAUGGAAUCCGAGGAAGAUGAAGCCCCCCAUCUACACUCAAAGCGGAGCAGACCCACAAAUCAUAUUGCUCAAUUUCCGUCAACUUCAAUGCAAGAUUCAAGCUUUAAAAUCCCUAUUCUCCCAGCUGAACUCAUCACUGAAAUCCUCUUAAGGCUUCCUGUGAAAACCCUCUUGAAAUUCAGGUGUGUUUCAAAAUCGUGGCUUUCUCUAAUAUCUAGCUCUGGAUUUGUCAAGACCCAUCUUAGUAUAUCUGCUAAUAACAAGGACUAUACCCAUCAAAGGGUUAUUUUGAGUUUUGUUCAACCUGAAUACAAUCUUAAGGACUGUUCCCUUAGUUCUUUACUUUAUGGUUCUGUUACUGAGGCGUUGGACUUGGAUUAUCCCAUGAAAAACCCUCAUCAAUCUGUUUGGAUUGUGGGUUCUAUCAAUGGCAUGAUUUGUCUUGCCAUUGAGGAAAAUGCCUUGUUUUUAUGGAAUCCAUCUAUUAGGAAGUUCAAGAAAUUGCCUGACUCUAGACCUACAUUAAAGUGUGGUUACUAUUUCAUGUAUGGUUUUGGAUACGAUGAGCUUCAUGAUGAUUAUAAGGUAGUGGGUAUUUUCUGUACUUUUGGUUCUGGCGGUUCGUAUGAUGUUGAGGUCAAAAUAUAUGGUCUAAAGAGUGAUUCUUGGAGAAAUGUUGAUGAUUAUCAGGGUGGGGUAUUACUGAAUGAUUCGGGUAAGUUUGUGAACGGGAAGCUUCAUUGGGCUACUACUGCUGGUCUUGGCGUGUAUAAUGGCUGGGAAAUCAUUUCUAUUGAUUUGACUGAUGAGAAAUGGGGAAAGGUGGAGCAGCCCUGCUAUGGAGAAGGAAGAAUUGAUUUUGUAUUGGGGGUUUUGGGAGAUGAUCUUUGCGUGCUUUGUAAUUAUCAGAGAACUUGGGCAGAGGUGUGGGUUAUGAAGGAUUAUGGCGUUAAAGAGUCUUGGACAAAAAUGUAUUCCAUCAGAUGUCCUAACGAUCCUGGGAAGUAUAUGUUUUCUCCACCCCUGUGCAUGUCAAAUAAAGGUGAAAUUUUGCUUGUGUUUGGAUCAAUUUUCAUGAAAUACAAUCCUGAUGAUGAUUCGAUCAAAUAUCCAGAGGUGACUAACUUUGAUGCAUGUCUUGAGGCGGAAAUCUACAUUGAAAGCCUAGUUUGUCCCCUUCUACAAACUGAACCAAUGACACAAGAACAGUGAAGGCUGCAGAAGCUCAGAUGAAUGACAAUCCUGUGAUUUACACAUUGCAAGAGCUCUCUUUUAUGCAGUUUUUAUAAAUACUGUUUUAUCCUGUUUCUUUGUCAAAUAUAGAACAAGAUGUCGCAUAUGGGACAUCUUUACAAUACAUCUUCCUGGAUAUCUUGUUUGUCGUUUUUCAGUUUUGCUUAAUUCCAAGAAACACAUUUGUCGCAAGAACAACUAUUUGGUUGUAGUUUUUAGUGUCUAACACUAAGUAGAUAGCAUUGGACAUAUACUUUUUAAUUCUUGAGAAGUUUCGUAAGGGGGUUUUUGCCCUAGAAAAAGUCAGCUUAAAGAGCACCAGAGCCACGGAAAUCAUGACAGGGGAAUGUGCAUAACGCUUGACAGGGUUAUUAUUUGAUCUACGGCUUACUUUUACUAGUCUUCUUAGAUGAAACUUAGUAUGGUGAAAGAGACAUAUGGGAACUGUGUAAUAAGAGUUAAAAGUAAAACAUCCAGUUUUUGUGUUUC
Messenger RNA from Nicotiana tabacum (common tobacco), 1943 nucleotides. Its product is annotated as F-box/kelch-repeat protein At3g23880-like. The record is from RefSeq and is a predicted model, not a curated record. NCBI's taxonomy places the organism in Eukaryota, Viridiplantae, Streptophyta, Magnoliopsida, Solanales, Solanaceae. Gene Ontology annotation, molecular function: protein binding.